Messenger RNA from Striga hermonthica, 424 nucleotides. Lineage: Eukaryota; Viridiplantae; Streptophyta; Magnoliopsida; Lamiales; Orobanchaceae. The record is from the annotation of a GenBank genome assembly.
UUGAAGCCUUGAUCACUUUCAAGGAACAACUAAGUGAUCCUACUAACAGUUUACAAACCUGGGACCAAACUCUUGCCUCCCCUUGCUCAUUCUCACAUGUUACCUGCGCCGACGACGUCAGUGUAACAUCGAUUGAUCUCGGCUUGCUGAACUUAACAGGGCAAUUGGUUGCCGAUCUCGGAAAGUUGACCAACCUACAAUCUUUUAGCGCAUUCGAGAAUAAUAUAUACGGGCCUAUACCACCGGAGUUUGGAGAAAUGACAGAGUUGGUCACCUUGAACCUUUUCAGCAACAAUCUCAGUGGCGGAAUUCCGCCGGAGUUAGGAAACUUGAAGAAUUUGAAAUUAAUUCGGGUAAUUAAUAAUCCAGGUUUAUCAGGCCUCGUAUCUGAGGCUCUGGCGUGUCACCCAGACAAGAUUGAACU